AUGAGUAAAACUACUCUGUUUGUUCGUGGCUUUAGUCCUGAUACUAGUACAGUCACACUCUCCAGUCUGUUUGAAAAGAUCGGGAAAACUAUUCGAUGUGAUUUUCCCAACCGUCGUGGUCCACAUGGUGCCUCGUCAUUUGCAUUUGUCGAGUAUAAAGACCCACAAGAUGCACAGGAUGCAUUUGAUUCACUGAAUGGAAAAGAAGUUGACGGAAAGAGUCUUGUUAUUGAGUGGGCAAAAACACCACUAUCUGAUCGUCGACCUGGAGGAAGUAGCCAAAGAGAUCGUGUACGGGAUAGAGAUUAUGAUCGUGACAGUUACCGCCGUGAAGAUUACAGAUACGAGUCUCGUAGCAGCCGAUAUCGCUCCCGUAGUCCUGAUCGUCGUUAUCGUUCUCGCAGUCCUCCCCGUGAUGAUCGUCGUUAUCGCUCGCGUAGUCCCUCUCGUGAUGAUCGUCGUAAUGACCAUUCCAAAUCAGAUCGUUACCGAGAUGACCGUCGUUAUGGUGACAGGAAGGAAUAUUCUGAUCGUAACGACCGCUCAGUUGAAUCACGGAGUGCUAGAGGCACUUUGGAUUAUCCGCCUACAAAGACAGAUGAUAGACGAAGUCGCCGUGAUGAGCGCAGUAAAUGA
Messenger RNA from Batrachochytrium dendrobatidis JAM81, 636 nucleotides. RefSeq lists its product as uncharacterized. NCBI's taxonomy places the organism in Eukaryota, Fungi, Chytridiomycota, Chytridiomycetes, Rhizophydiales. The transcript has 3 exons. The record is from RefSeq and is a predicted model, not a curated record. The coding region runs from base 1 to 636 and encodes 211 amino acids. Gene Ontology annotation, molecular function: RNA binding.